AUGCUUAACAAAUCAGUUCCUCAAUAGAAAACUCUUUUGAAACAGAGACAAAGCCAGCCAAUAAGAAAAGAAAAAUUAUUGAAUAUUCUAAUUCUAAUAUUGCAGAUAAAAAUGAAGCAAAAAUUAGAUCAAAAUCAACAGCAAAAAGUUAAAAUACAAGAAGAUGGUCACCACGACUAAUAUAAUCAGAAUUAAUAAAAAAAUGCUACAAUAAGUAACUUUGAUAAGAUUGAGGAAUUGAGAAUAAAAACCUAUGACAUGACUUAGGAGCUGCAAAAGUUGAAUGACUUCAUUGACGAGUAAUCUUCAUUUAUAGAAAAUACCUAUGAUUAAAAAGGUGAAUCCUUCUUAGUUCCAGUAAAUGUCUGGGAUUAAAUUAAACUGUAAGCCAAAAAUAUACAGAAUGAGUAUGAAAUACGCUACUCAGAAUGGGAUGACCUUUUGAGUAACUUAGCUAGUGACAUAUAAAAAUUUAAAAAGCGAUGUAAGGUACUUCAGCAUAAAAUUGAUUUCGCCAAACAAAAAAAGCAUACCGACAGUGAAUUAAAUGCAUAAUUUUAGCGUUCUUUAAAAGACAUUGACUAGGUUUAUGAGAAAAAUAGAACACAAAUUUUCAGUAUAAUGGAUAAAAUAGAAAAUGUGGCAGUAAAUGAGCUUGUCUAGGCAAGGCAUAAGCUAAAUCAUAAAUAUUUGGGUAAUCUUAAGUUAGUUGAAAGAGAAAUGGAAGAAAUGUGUGAUGUUUUUAGUUAAAGUGGAAAAAUAACUGUCAAGGAAUUUAGAAAUUCUGAUUAUAACUCUUAAAGAUAAUUUGAACUCGAAAAAACAACUCCGAGAAGUUAGUUAGCUUAACAGCUAUCACAAAGAGGAAGAUCUUAGCCAUAAUAGAGACUAGGUGUCGAAAUAAUAAAUAAUUAAAAUGAGCAUAUAACUAAACCAAAUAUACCUAGACUCCCGAUUCAUAUAAUAAACAAUAACAACAAAAAGGAAUAGCAUUAAAUUUCAAAUCGCAUUCCUCCUUUACCUCCUUCGCAAUAAAGUGAGAGAGAUCGUUUAAAUUCAUAAAGAGGUCCUCAUAGCAGUAGAAAACAUUCUGGAAGAGGUUAAAAUUAGGCAAAUCAAUAUCAGUAACUCUCAUCAAGAUAAAUUACCUCGCAAAGAUCUGUGAUUUCAGCAGAGGGCUAACUAGUUGUAGAAUAAUGCAUGGCUAAUCCAGUGAUUUAAGGAGCUGUUCAUUAGCAAUGCAAGUUUGAGAAUGACUUAGAAAAUGAUUUCCCAGAUGCUGAACAGACACUAUUGUUUGAAACAGAACGCCUCAAGAUGUUUCCAGAUGAAUAUGAAUGCUUGAAAAAUAUGAAAACUGACGAUGAGAAAAGAAUUCUCGCUAAGUAAUACUUCUUUAUGAUUCAUGAAAGAGAAAUAAAGAAAUUGAUCAAGCAAGAGAGAAAAAAGAGAUAGUAAAACAAGUAAAUCUAGAUACAAUAAUAAUAGUAGCAAAAUGAGAGAACACAUAAAAAUAAAACACCUAGAGAUCAGAACAGAUAAAGUAUUGGCAGUGAUAAUGAAUAAACCAUUAAAGAUUCCUCAGUAAGCAGUGAGGUUAAGCAUAAUGUGAAGAGGAUCCAUUCCUAAAGUUCUUCCAUUUUAAAUGGGAAUAUGAAUCAAACUCUAAAUAACUCACAAAUUUCAUUUUAGCAGCAACUUCCUGCUCUAGGAACGAUUGAAAGAAAUCAAGCAUUUGAUAAAUAAAAUUUUAAAGAUGUCUAACUGUAUGAACUACUCGAUGUGCCAUCUGAAAUGGAUUUCUUACUGAAGACUGCGACUGAAAAGGAUAUUAUAUUAAAAAUAGAGUAGGAAUUGCUUAUGAAAUAAUAACUUCUCAGAGAAGAGAGGAAGCCUUUACCUUGGACUACAAGUGAUGAUGAUGAGAGCCAAAGAAGCAGUUAAAUAUCAAUUAGGAAAUCGAGAGAGUUUAUAGAUAAGAAUAAAAAGAUGUUCAAUAAUGGAGCAAUAGCCAUAAUAGAAAAUAGAAAUAGUAAAAACAAUGACAGUUCGAUGAUUGAUGGCUAAGAUGAAUCAAGUGGCAGUUUUUCUCCUUAGUCGAGUUCAUAGAUAGAUCAAAGUAUGUAAAAAGAUUAACUUGCAUAAAGCCAGUCAGAAAUUAAUUAAUCCCCGAACUAAAAUUGCUGCGAAGAUGAUGAGGAAGAGUACCUUGAGCUGACUCAAACCUAAUAAAUGCUAGAAAACCAGUAAAAUAACCAACUAUGGAAUAACAGUGGAACUAUCAACAAAAAGCAAUAUAAGAAAUAGUUACAAAAACUAGAAGUUAUUACUGAGAAACAAAGCGAAUUCUCUAGUUCAAUGAACUCUAACAAUUAAGUAAAGCCUCAAAAUUCUCACAGAAGUUUAAUGAGAAAUAUUGAAUGUAGAAACUCUGAAUAGUUAGGAAUGUAUAGAGUACUUUCAGCAAGAGAAACUCCUUGCUCUAAAAAUAUGGAUUCUAUCAUAAACUAGGCUGUGGUCAUAUUCAGCAAAAAUCAGUAAGAUUAGAUGGGCAGCAAGUCUGGUCAAAGAAAACAAGAGAAUGAAAGAGAUAAGAAAUAUAAGCGCUGCAAAAGUCAUAGAUCUAAUUUUGAGAGCGAGGUAAUAGUGCCAAACAGAUUUAGCAGUCACAAGUUCAAUAACGAAUAAAUUGAGCAAAGGAAUUUAUAAAAUAAUCCUUUCCAAUACUUUAAUAAGAACGAGAUGGUCUAGAAUAACAACUUUCUGAGUAUCUAAAUGGAAAAUUAAAGAGAGAUUAAUAUAGUUGAAAGCAACUAGCUAAACUUUACCUAACUAUCUUAUCAAACCAAUGAUAAAAAUGACUCUUUCCAACUCAACAUUCAAUAGUAUCAUUAGUACAAAAGCAAACUAAACUAAAAACACAAUAGUAAUUCACCAACGCUAAAUAAUUAAUUAAAUGUUAACAAUGGUAACAAUAACCAAUUUAGCAGUAUUUAGAAUCAAUUUGAAGAGUCAAGAGCUAGUAGUUUUAUGAAUGAGUCUUUUGAGGAUACCAAAGAUAAAGAUAAGCGCUAGUUAUAUAGAUCAACAAGUGAGGUGCUUAUCAGAGACUGCACAGAGAUGUAUGAUUUGGAUGAUUUAGUAGACCUAAACCAGAUCCAGCUACCAAUGAAUCAAAUCUAGAUUGGAGCUAACAACAUGAACCCAAGCCAGCUAUUCCUAGAAGAGAGCAAGGCAGACUACAAAAGCAUAUAACUAAAAUAAAGUUUACUAUUCAACAACAGAUAAAGUUCAUAAAUUAAUCAAGGUAGUGGAUCUAUUUCCUAGAAUAUUAUGCUUUAAUCAAAGAAUCCAAUAAUCCUAAAUAAUCAUUAGAUGACAGCUAAUAUGAUUUAAAACUUUCUUUAAAAUCAAACACACAAUAAAAUCUAGAUUGCUUAGGUUACCAGAGAUGUCACUACCUGUAAAAAAGACAUAAUCAAUAAUCAAACAAAUGGAAAUAGCGGCUUCACACUAUCAACUUUUACAGAAGACACUCUGUCCUAAAUGUUCCCUACUCAGAAAAGAACAAUUUAGAUUCUGUAAAACUUCAACAGCAACUAUUAUACUAAUUUUGCCGGAGUGCUGUUUACUUUGCCAGGAGGUGUGAACACUUCUAGUGGGAUGAUAAAUGGAGAUACUAAUCCUAAUAAUGGUGGAGUGCCUUCAAUUUAUUUACAGCAGUGCUCGACUCUUCCUUCAGAGCCAGGACUGAGCAGUGGCAACUGCAUGACUUUACAAGGUCUUAAAAGUGGAGCUCUGUAGAAGAACUCAUAAUAAACUCCAAGCAAUAUCAGAAUUCUGGACACCUCAAUCUUAAGCAAGGAGGAUAGCAGUCUGAUCAAGAAUCUUAUUAUAAAAAAUAGAUCAUAAAGUCAUAAUAAGAAGUUUGACCUUUCAAAGAUUAAAAUUACAAAGAAGUAAAUAGUUAAGACAUAGAACAGUGGAGUAUCUCAGAACCUGAGUUUAAUCUAAAACGGGAUUUAAUCGAUGAACAAGUCAAGUCUCAAUAACUCAGUAAUUCACUCUUCAAAUAUUUAACACUAACCGAUUUAAAUAAAACAGCAGCAGUAAUAUUAACAGCCAUCAUCAUAGUAACUAAGUCUAUAAAUAAAGCAAAGAAAACUACAACAAAUAUGA
Stylonychia lemnae is the source of this 4179-nucleotide messenger RNA. The record is from the annotation of a GenBank genome assembly. Lineage: Eukaryota; Ciliophora; Spirotrichea; Sporadotrichida; Oxytrichidae.